Messenger RNA from Emericellopsis cladophorae, 1179 nucleotides. RefSeq lists its product as uncharacterized. Lineage: Eukaryota; Fungi; Ascomycota; Sordariomycetes; Hypocreales; Bionectriaceae. Gene Ontology annotation, molecular function: phosphoric diester hydrolase activity. The transcript has 5 exons. The record is from RefSeq and is a predicted model, not a curated record. Gene Ontology annotation, biological process: lipid metabolic process. The coding region runs from base 1 to 1179 and encodes 392 amino acids.
AUGGCUCUCAAAUCAAUUCUUACCUUGGCACUCCUGCCCGCAGCCCUCGCCAAGAGCUGCUCCAAGAACAACCUGACCUGGACUGACGGCGCCCUUCGCAUGAAUCACAUGCAAGUGGUCGGGACGCACAACAGCUACCAUAUUGAGGCUCCCAAUGAGGAGAAAGAGGUCCAGGCCGAGCUCUUGGAAAAUGCCAUCAACUACUGGUACUCGCACCCACAGCUAGACAUCCAGCUCGGUGAUCAGCAGAUGAGGAACCUCGAGAUAGACGUCCUCGCCGACCCAGAGGGCGGCAACUACGCCAAACCUGCCAUCCGCAGGGAGGCUGGUCUGCCCUACGACUCGGACCCUGUCUGGAACGAGCCCGGCGUCAAAGUACUGCACAUCCCCGACGCGGACGUCCACACCGUUUGCAAGACCCUCAAAUCCUGCCUCGCCAUCAUCCGCGAUUGGAUGGACGCCCACCCGCACGCCGUGCCCAUCCCCAUCAUGAUGGAGUUCAAGACCGCGGACCGCGAUCUCGGCGCCAAAGUCAUCCCCUGGGACGGCGAAGGUCUGUUGGAUGGCCUUGACGAGGAGAUUGUAGAGAUUCUCGGUAGGCAGAGGUUGAUUGUGCCGGAUGAUCUGAGGGAGGGCAACCUCACGCUUGAGGAGUCGGUGCUGGGCAGGGGAUGGCCUGACUUGGACAGCGCGAGGGGUAAGAUCUUCUUCUUGAUGGACAAUGGGGAGAGUGACGUUCGAUCUGCCUACAUUGAGGGCAGACCUAACCUCGAGGGCCGCGUUCUCUUUACCAACUCUGAGCCCGGCGAGCCGAGCUGUGCUUUCCAAAAGCUCAACGAGCCCAACACGGAGCGUCAGAUUGCCAACAUCCAAGAACAAGUCGCCGCCGGUUACUGGGUACGUACCCGCGCCGACGUACCCAUGGACACUGUCGUGAGCCGGAACUGCUCCACUACCCAACGCGACAAUGCGCUCCGGUCGGGCGCUCACAUCGUCUCGACAGAUUUCCCAGUAUAUGGCAUGAGUUCCCGAUGGGGGUGCGACUACGCCUGUCGUCUCGAUGACAGCAAGGCAGCGAGGUGCAAUCCUGUGAAUGGCCCGAACGAGUGUGAUGAUGAGUUUGGGCUGGAGCCAGAGGUCACACUCAGGGGUUCUAUUGGUGUUGAUGAACUAAAGUGA